This is a messenger RNA of Olea europaea var. sylvestris, 1333 nucleotides long. Its product is annotated as scarecrow-like protein 5. The transcript is spliced from 3 exons. Gene Ontology annotation, biological process: regulation of DNA-templated transcription. The annotation marks the transcript as partial. Gene Ontology annotation, molecular function: sequence-specific DNA binding; DNA-binding transcription factor activity. The record is from RefSeq and is a predicted model, not a curated record. NCBI's taxonomy places the organism in Eukaryota, Viridiplantae, Streptophyta, Magnoliopsida, Lamiales, Oleaceae. Gene Ontology annotation, cellular component: nucleus.
CAAUUAAAAUGUCAGAUGAACACUUAUCCCUUUCGUUGACAAAGGAAUCAAUUUCGUGUAGAAGAAACCGCGUCAGUACUAGCAGGACCUCGGCUGUGAUAAAUUUGCAAUUAAGCGGCCACUGCUACUACAAUUUUUCCUGUAACUAAGAGUAAAAAUCAUUGAAAACUUAUUUGGAGUUGAGUAGAAUCAAGAAGAAUUACAAAGAAACUAUCAGUGAAAGAAUGAGUCAAUUUAAAUUGAUGAACAGCCUAACAAUCUUUCCCUUGGAGCUUUAAAUGUCGGAGCGCGUAACUUGUGGUGGCCAAGAAUGGAGACAUCUCAGAACCAUGGGAGUUCAAAUGGGACCGCCAGAUUCUACAAUGAACCUCCCCAUGAGCUUGAGUCCUAUUUGUUAACUCCAUUAGAUAAUCUAGAUCUCUAUACAAGCUAUGAAGGUGGUAUUACACAAUUCUCUGUUCAAACACCUGAACAGCACAGCACCAUUGAAUCAUCCACAGGAAGUGGCAGCUUUCUUGCUUAUAAUUCUCCUUCUACUGUCAAUUUUUCGCCCAACGGCAGUCCUGUUUGUCAGCAGGAGCAUUCAUCAGAUAUGAAUCAUUCAAGUUACAGCAACUGUUAUUUGGAUUCGAACAGGUCUCAUUCAGUGGAUAAUGUUAAUGACCUGGAGCACAAAUUAAGAGAACUGGAGAAUGUUAUGCUGGGGCCUGAAACUCAAAUCUUGGAUGCACAAAAUACCAUUUCAGGUGCAGUUAAUCAAAAUUCACUGGAGGCACAGUUGUCCCAGCAAGCGGUAGAGAUGAUCCAGAGAAGGAACUUAAAAGAGAUUAUGGCUGCCUGUGCAAAAGCAGUUUCAGAUAAUGAUUUAUUGACCUGUGAGUGGUUGAUGUCUGAAUUACGCUCAAUGGUUUCAGUUUCUGGAGAACCACAGCAGCGGUUAGCAGCCUACAUGCUGGAGGGGUUGGUUGCAAGAUUAUCCUCGUCGGGAAGCUCCAUCUAUAAAGCGCUAAGGUGUAAAGAGCCCACCAGUAAUGAGCUCCUGUCUUACAUGCACUUUCUCUAUGAAAUCUGUCCUUAUUUCAAAUUUGGAUAUUUGUCGGCAAACGGGGCCAUUGCAGAUGCAAUGAAAGAUGAAAAUAAGAUACAUAUAAUUGAUUUUCAGAUUGCUCAGGGCAGCCAGUGGAUCACUCUGAUCCACGCUCUUGCUGCUCGGCCUGGUGGGCCUCCAGACAUCCGCAUUACUGGAAUAGACGAUCCUACAUCAGCUUAUGCCCGAGGGGGUGGGCUUGAAAUUGUGGGUCAGAGGCUAUCAAUGAUAGCGGAAUCAUGUAAA